Ylistrum balloti is the source of this 1240-nucleotide messenger RNA. RefSeq names its product adipocyte plasma membrane-associated protein-like. Lineage: Eukaryota; Metazoa; Mollusca; Bivalvia; Pectinida; Pectinidae. The coding region runs from base 44 to 1240 and encodes 398 amino acids. The record is from RefSeq and is a predicted model, not a curated record. Gene Ontology annotation, molecular function: strictosidine synthase activity. The transcript is spliced from 9 exons. Gene Ontology annotation, biological process: biosynthetic process.
CACACAAAGAGGGACAGAACAAGGAGGACAGUGACCGGUCACCAUGUUUGACCUCAAGCAGCUGUCCUCAACACUGCAAAUGAAAAGGGUGUCAUGGGUAUGGUUACUAUCAGCAUUGUCUGCAGUGUUCACUGUCUACGUCUCUCUUAUACCGUCACCAAUACGACCAAACUUAUACAUUUAUCCUAAACCUCUGCCUGCUCUGGAAGGAACCCUACAGAAAAACAACCUCCUUCAGAGAGCCAAGAAAUUGUUUGAGGGUCAGCUGCUUGGCCCAGAGUCCAUUACUGCUGGCAAAAAUGGAACACUGUACACAGGAGCACAGGAUGGAAGGAUUUUGGCCUUUAACAACACCCAUAUCUGGACUAUAGCAAGGACAGGCCAGAACGUCCCCGGAUGUGGAUCAUUUGAACUGGAGCCAAUUUGUGGGAGACCUAAAGGGUUAAAGAUGAACAGAGAAGGUGACCUUCUUGUUCUUGAUGCAUACUUUGGUCUGUUGAAGGUCAAUGUCAGCACUGGUCAGAUGGAGAUGCUGCUGUCCAGUGAAACUGGUAUCAAUGGUGAACCAUUCUUCUUCCUUAAUAGCCUCGACAUCUCACAGUCUGGGCUUGUGUACUUUACAGACUCCACCACCAGGUGGGGCCGACGUCACUACAGAUAUGAGGUGAUGGAGGUGAAUGCCCUUGGACGACUCAUUGAAUACAACCCUGAGACAAAGGUAGCCAGACAACUGCUGGGGAAUCUCUAUCUAGCUAACGGCAUUGCGUUGUCGCAGGAUGAAUCAUUCCUGGUCAUUAGCGAGAUGAGUGUAUGUCGCCUGAGCAGGUUAUACCUGAAGGGACCAAAGACAGGACAGAUGGACAUCUUUUCUGACAACUUACCAGGUUACCCUGACAACAUCAAAAUAAACAAUCACGGAAACUUUUACGUUGGUUUGGGAGCUGUAAGAUACGAGGGAGUCAGUAAAAUUGGUCCUUUCCUGGAUCUGGUUGGACCCUAUCCUGGAAUAAAAAACUUCAUAGCUAAGGUGACACCACUGUUUCUGUUUGAUAUAUUUGUUCCAAGACAUGCCAUUGUAUUGGAGAUCAGUCCAGAUGGCAAGAUUAUUCGUAGUCUCCAUGACCCUACAGGGCAGGUUACCUCGGCAGUGGGAGAAGCUUACCAACAUCAAGGCUACCUCUACCUCGCUCACUUCAAAAGUACAUUUAUAGGACAAAUUGAUAUCAGGGAUAUUGAAUAA